Molecule: messenger RNA, 2889 nt
Organism: Abrus precatorius (Indian licorice)
Lineage: Eukaryota; Viridiplantae; Streptophyta; Magnoliopsida; Fabales; Fabaceae
Product: protein TIC 100
Exons: 11
Coding region: 74-2665 (863 amino acids)
Cellular component (GO): cytosol
Source: RefSeq, a predicted model, not a curated record
GGUUCCCUCGCACUUGCCUUAUCCUAUUUGCUAUCUACCAUUUCGUUUUUCUUCACUCAAUCAGUGUUCUCAAAUGGCGAACAACAAGGACCAACAAGACCCUCCCUCCGCCAAUGCGAGCCAAGAGCAAGACCCCGAAAACUCCUCCUCCGAUUCCGACUCGGACUCCGACUCGUCGUACGACUCAUACUCCUCAUACGAAGACGAAGACGAGGAUGAGUCGUUCCGCCGUGCUUUUCGGCUCCGAGGAGCCGACGAGGUUCUGGGAGACCCGAGGAAGAACAAUCCAGAGACGAACCUGAAGGAGUUUUCGGAGGCGCUGGAUAGCAAGACGGUGCAGGAGAGUAGUGAAGAACUGGUGCGAGAGCUUUGGGAGGAAGAUAACCGUUACGAUUUCCCCAAAGACCCUGAGGAAUGGACCGAGGAGGACCUGCGAGAGUGUUGGGCCGAUGGGCCCUUGGAAAUUAGUGGGACCGGUUGGGACCCUGUUUGGGCCACCGAUGAAGAUUGGAAAUAUGUGCUGGGUGAGCUUGCCGAAGGAGGAAACCCUCCUAUUGCACCCUUCUAUGUCCCUUUCCGCAAGCACUACCCUCCCAUUCCUGAUAACCAUUUCGACAUUGCCAGCCCCAAGGAUGUUAUUGAGGAAUUGGAUAGGAUCGAGGAGUUUCUCAAAUGGGUUAGCUACGUUUUCGAAGAUGGUAGCACGUAUGAAGGUACUAUUUGGGAUGACUAUGCUCAUGGAAAAGGAGUUUAUGUUUCUGAUGAUGCUCUUGUCAGGUAUGAAGGUGAAUGGUUUCAGAAUGACGUGGAGGGUCAUGGUGUAGUUGAAGUUGAUAUACCUGUUAUAGAACCUGCUCCUGGCUCCAAGCUUGAAGCAAAGAUGCGAGCUCAAGGAAAGAUAAUAGCAAGGGAUUUUAUGUCCCCAGAAGACAGAGAAUGGCUUGAGAAAGAUAUUGAAGAUAUGUAUCAUUUUGCGAAUGGGAGCUAUGAAAUCCCCUUUUAUGAGAAUGAUGAAUGGGUUAGGCAGUUUGGAUCAAAGCCGGAGAAAGGUCGCUAUCGUUACGCUGGUCAGUGGAAGCAUGGACGGAUGCAUGGAUGUGGUGUAUAUGAAGUUAAUGAGCGUAUCAUUUAUGGUAGAUUUUAUUUUGGAGAAGUUGUGGAGGAAGACGAAGAAUGUGAUGAAGAGAUUUCAGCAAUGCAUGCUGGUAUAGCAGAAGUUGCUGCUGCAAAGGCUCGCAUGUUUGUGAACAAGCCAGAUGGAAUGGUUAGAGAACAGAGAGGCCCGUACAGUGAUCCACAGCAUCCUUACUUUUAUGAAGAAGAGGAUGUGUGGAUGGCACCUGGCUUCAUUAACCAGUUUUAUGAAGUCCCUGAUUACUGGAAAACAUAUGUGCAUGAAGUAGAUCAGGAAAGAGAAAUGUGGUUAAACUCUUUUUAUAGAGCUCCUCUUAGGUUACCCAUGCCAGCUGAGCUUGAGUACUGGUGGACUAAAGAGGAAAAUCAUGAGACACCUGAAUUUAUCCUUGUUAACAAGGAACCAGAACCUGAUCCUGAAGAUCCUUCAAAGCUUAUAUACACUGAGAAUCCUCUCAUCCUCCAUACACCAACUGGACAUCUUAUCAAUUAUGUUGAGGAUGAGAAAUAUGGAAUACGUUUAUUUUGGCAGCCACCUUUGGGAAAGGGUGAGGAUGUGGAUCCCGAAAAGGCUGUAUUCCUACCCCUUGGUUAUGAUGAAUUUUUUGGACGAGUAACUAAGGAAAAAAAGGAGGGCAUAUGGAUGCGUAUUAUACUUGCAAUUGAAAAUGCAUGCAAGCCAUGGUUUGAUAAACUAGAAAAAUGGACUGAAGAGCAAAAGAAAAAAACUGAAAUGGAAAUGAAAGUAAUUGAGGAAGAACUUGAACUGGUAGAAGCUGAAUUGUGUCUGGAAGAGGCUAUUGAGGAUUUGGAAGAAUUAUUGCGCAGAAAAGAGAAAGAAGAGGAAAAGAAGGCGAAAAUGGGUUUGCAGGAUGAUGAUGAUGAUGAUAUUCCUUCUGUAACCAAACAAGAUGAAAAAGCUCCUGCAGCAGUGGAAGGGAAAGCUCAAGUUGAGGUGGAAGAGGAAGAGGAAGAGGAAGAGGAUGAGGAAGAUGAGGAUAAUGUUGCACAAUCAAGUUUUGGGUCUGUUGAUCAGGGACAGAGAGCAGAUCAACAGAAGGGAAAACCUGGGAAAUCACCAUUUUCUUCAUCUUCACUUGCAUUUGCUUCUAGCAGCCUUAUCUCUGCUGUUCCAUCCAAGCUGCAACAAUCAUUUUCAUUCUGGAACAUGGGUGGGUCAAAACAGGAGUCGGUUCCAACACCAUGCAUUGCUCACUUCCGUAAUGUGAAAACUGCUGAUUCAGUCACCUUCCGUCCUGUGACUGGCCAGAAGGGUAGGUUGAAGACUGUGGGCAAAACACAUGGGAAAGUCAAGGCAAGAAGCUCAUUAGAUGGGAAAUUUCUUGGGGUGUGCUCUUUGUCUCAGACUCGAUCACGUUUAUUGGUCUCUGCAAAUUCCAGAAGCAACUUAAAGGAGUCAAGAGUGGGUAGUGACAUGUGGUUGCAUGCGGCACCAGAGAGGGAUUUAGACUGCAUACUGUCUUUACAUUCAUCAUUGUACAAUUUUGAAGAACAUAGAGCCACUGUUUGAUGAUCGUAUCUUGCCCAUUUUUUCCGAAAUAAAAUAGGUUCACUUUAAAUUCAUGUUUUGAAGGCCUAUUUGUUGUUUUUGUUGGCCUUUCUGUAUCAAAAAUGAGCAGGCAUGAGAUUUUUUCGAGGGCAGAGGCACAUAGCAAAAAUGAGUACUGUAUUAUGUUAUGUAUGUCGUUCUAAGUCUGAAAAGCAUCUGCUAAUAUAAUUGCUGAAUAUUGUUUG